AUGCUUUGGAUUGCAUUUAUAGGUGCACGUAUCUGCAUAUAUGAAAUGGAUAUAAACCAUGACGGAAUAUAUAGAAUGUUCUUGAUGGCAAAUGUAGUGACACCAACAGAACAAGCACAAUUCUUAUGUUUAAUACCAGUGUUAGAAGCAUUGUAUAAUGUUAAAGAUCAUAUUAACAAGGUAUUGAAAGUAAUCGCAUCUGAUACAUCAUCUGAUACAUCAUCUAGCUCAUCACGUUCUACUUAUACCAGAAUUCCCAUCCCUUCACCAAAAUUAAUCAAGAUUGCUAUUAUUGGCUCAAA
Entrophospora sp. SA101 is the source of this 302-nucleotide messenger RNA. NCBI's taxonomy places the organism in Eukaryota, Fungi, Glomeromycota, Glomeromycetes, Entrophosporales, Entrophosporaceae. The record is from the annotation of a GenBank genome assembly.